Heterobasidion irregulare TC 32-1 is the source of this 1566-nucleotide messenger RNA. RefSeq names its product cytochrome P450 monooxygenase 79 (gene cpm79). The coding region runs from base 1 to 1566 and encodes 521 amino acids. The record is from RefSeq and is a predicted model, not a curated record. The transcript has 7 exons. NCBI's taxonomy places the organism in Eukaryota, Fungi, Basidiomycota, Agaricomycetes, Russulales, Bondarzewiaceae. Gene Ontology annotation, molecular function: iron ion binding; oxidoreductase activity, acting on paired donors, with incorporation or reduction of molecular oxygen; heme binding.
AUGCUUGUUCUCGGCCUUCCGUUUUCUCUUGAGCUGGUACUGGUAUUAUUCAUUGGAACCGUUGCAUACUCGAUUGUCCGUUACGUCCGCAGUCCAUGGCGUCGCUUGCCUCCUGGACCGAAAGGCUUUCCUGUGAUCGGUAAUAUUUUACAAUUACGCGACAAGCAGUGGACAACCUUUACUGAACUCAAGCGUUCAUUCGGAGACCUCAUGUAUCUCAACGCCGCCGGUCAGCCCCUCAUGGUCAUCAACUCCCAGAAAGUGGCAGCCGACCUCCUUGAUCGUCGUGCCGGCAAAUCUUCCGGAAGGCCACCUCUAAUUGUUGCGGAUGUACUCACAGGUGGUAAUGUGAUCGUCUUCCUUGGAUACACCGACGUCUGGCGCAGAAUGCGUAAAGCUACUCAUGAAGGAUUUAACAAGGCUGUGGUACACCGAUAUCACCCCGUGCAGUUCGCAGAAGCCAUCCUGCUCACAACGGGCAUCUGUGCUCAGCCACAACAGUGGGAUGCACAUUUCAGACGCAGCGCGGCAUCAUCCAUCAUGUCUAUAGUCUAUGGAACCCCGCCAGUAACGUCGGAAAAUGAUCCCUCCGUGAAAAGUGUCAAUGACCAUGUCGCACGCUUGACUCGCGCGAACAUUCCCGGCGCUCACCUCGUCGAAGUUUUCCCGUGGAUGCGCUACCUGCCUAGCAGCAUGGCGAAAUGGAAGAGGGAUGCCGAACAGUGGUGCAAGCGUGACUCGAAGAUGUUUGGAAACCUUUUUCGGUCUGUUCGCGAUCGUUUAGUGAAGGGAGAAGCACGAGCGAGUCUUGCUGCGACUCUCAUCGAAGACGCCGGUCGAAACAACCUUACGGAAUCCGAGAAUGCAUGGACAGCUGGAACGAUGUAUGCUGCGGGCGCGGAGACCACAGCCGGUGUCAUGGCCUGGUUCCUUCUUGCGAUGACCGCCUUCCCCGAGGUUCAGCAGCGCGCGCAGGUAGAACUCGAUAUUGUCAUCGGUCGCUCCCGGGUUCCUACAUUCAGCGACUACGAACGGCUGCCCUACAUCCGUGCCAUCGUCAAAGAGGUCUUGCGCUGGCGUCCGGUCGAUCCUGUUGGCAUGCCGCACCGCACCACAGAAGACGACUGGUAUGAAGGAUACUUCAUACCUGCGGGCAGUGUAAUACUCCCGAAUGUGUGGCAGAUGAACCGCGAUCCCGAGAUAUAUGGCGCAGACGCUGCAGAAUUCAAUCCCGCGAGGCAUCUGGACGAACGUGGCGGACUUGCGCCGGCGCCUGUGCAUACGAAAGAGGAAAGUCAUGUCUCAUACGGGUUCGGCCGGCGGAUCUGUAUCGGUAGGCAUGUUGCCAACAACUCCCUCUUCAUCAAUAUCGCUAUGAUGCUCUGGGCGAUGAACAUCGAACGCGCGAAGGAUGAGAAUAGGAGUUUACUUCCUCUCGAUGUCGAUGGUUGCAUCGAAGACGGUCUAGUCGUUCGUCCCGUGCCGUUCCAGUGUCAGAUCAGACCUCGGUUCUCGGAAGCGAUCGUCCUUUUGGAGCAAGAACAAAAGGAACUUGUUUACUACUGA